This is a messenger RNA of Adelges cooleyi (spruce gall adelgid), 849 nucleotides long. RefSeq lists its product as uncharacterized. Bases 76 to 849 code for a protein of 257 amino acids. The transcript is spliced from 11 exons. The record is from RefSeq and is a predicted model, not a curated record. NCBI's taxonomy places the organism in Eukaryota, Metazoa, Arthropoda, Insecta, Hemiptera, Adelgidae.
AUCGACACUUACUUUUCACUUCAGUAUCGUAUCACAAAUCCGACAACACGAAGAGAUAACAGAUAUCGUUUGAAAAUGACUAUCCAUGAGCUACAAGUGUUAUGUUUGAUUAUGCUACUAUUUGCUUAUGUUACUAUUUGCAUUGAUUUGAACGAUGCAAAACGCAUAACCCGAAAAGAAUGUCGUGCCGAGAUUUAUUAUACCAACAGUCUGAUAGUGCGUCUUGAAGAAGAUCAAAAAUACCAACUGGUUAGGUUUCUCGUAAAUGAACACGAAUCUGUGGGAAUGGUAGACUACAUUUUCCCGCCAGGUAAUUAUUUGUUGAGAAACUUUCAUGCAGACGAUGCAAUAUAUGGUACAAUAUACGAAAAUGAAAAACGAAUUCAAAAGAUGUUAACAUAUAUCUUAGAUCCGGACCAAGCAGUUCAUUUAGGUGGCGAAUGUUCCUAUGGCACGGAGGUAGAGCUUAGAAGCUAUCAUUUAAAUGCAAUAUUCCGCCAUACUCUCAAUGUCAGAUUGAAAACUGAACAAAUGUGCGUGAAUGGCCAAAGCAUGAAAUGUGUAUUGGUCGGGUUAAUCAAACGCACACUAAAAUAUAAGUUGAGAAAUAAAGCACAAUGUGAGAAUGAUGGUAGUUGCACUAUAACUUCGGUAGAUUGGACUACGGUACCUAUUUCAUUUGACGAUUUGCCACAAACGAAGGAGACAUAUCGAGAUGUCCUUUAUGACGACAAAUUUGGAUAUUAUCAAACAUUAUUCCAAGCAUCACCGAAUCGGCCAGAAUCACUCGUUGGUUGGUAUAGUGUAAGCCCAAAAGUAGUAAAAUCAGGCCCCUCAGCCGAGGAGUAA